CAAAGGUGGUUUAGAAGUGGGUAUCAUGGGAAAGGCCUGUUACCAGGUACAGCCUAGGUAGGAGGGGGGAGGAGGGGAGAGAAGUACUAUGUAGGUUAUGUAGCAUGUAGCUUUACGACAACCUUAUUAAUGAUGCCAGAAGCUAAAGUAAGCAAUUCCCAAGCAACCAUCCCCACCCAAUGGCGCCGUUAGCCUUUGCUCCCCGUCAUCUACCUGGUAGAGACGAAUAUAAAGUCAACUGGAUUCCUCUCACAGAUAUGGAUAGCUUGGUCUGACCUUCUUCCCAUAACUCACAAGCUAGAAGUAACAUUUAAUAUUGUUUCCUCUGCCCUCGAAUAUCCAUAUCUUCUCCCAGUCAACUCAACUUAAGAUACCCAAUUCGUUUUCGUUUUAAUCUUCAACAUGGCUCCCAAGAUCGCUAUCGUCUACUACUCCACAUACGGCCAUGUCCGUAAGUUGGCCGAGGCCGAGAAGGCCGGUAUCGAGAAGGCUGGCGGCACUGCCGACCUCUUCCAGAUCCCCGAGACCCUCUCCAAGGAGGUCCUAGCCAAGCUGUACGCUCCCGGCCCGGCCACGGACGUGACCGUGCUCUCCGACCCGUCUACACUGGAGUCCUACGACGCCUUCCUCAUCGGCAUCCCCACCCGCUACGGCAACUUCCCCGCGCAGUGGCGCGUGUGGUGGGACCAGACGGGCAAGCAGUGGCAGUCGGGCGGCUUCUACGGCAAGAUGGCGGGCCUGUUCAUCUCGACGGCCUCCCUCGGCGGCGGCCAGGAGUCCACCGCGCUCGCCGCGAUGUCGACGUUCGCCCACCACGGCAUCAUCUACGUGCCCUUCGGCUACGCCAAGGCGUUCGGCGCGCUGACGGACCUGUCCGAGGUCCACGGCGGCGGCCCCUGGGGCGCCGGCACCUUCUCGGCCGGGGACGGCUCGCGCCAGCCGAGCGAGCGCGAGAUCUCGAUCGCCGAGACCCAGGGCGCCGAGUUCUACAAGACCGUCGCCAAGUACACGUCCGGCUCCGCGUGACUGCAUGACAGUGCCGCCGGGAAGAAGGAGGAGGAGGAGACGAGCGCAGCCGCCGCUGCUGCUCAACCCGCUGCCACUGCUACGCCGACGCAAGGAAAGAAUGAAGUCAAAGAAGGAAGCAGGUCCAGCGGGGAGGGCCCUUGCGGGCUGCCCAAGAAAUGCGUAAUACUAU
Molecule: messenger RNA, 1198 nt
Organism: Hypoxylon fragiforme
Lineage: Eukaryota; Fungi; Ascomycota; Sordariomycetes; Xylariales; Hypoxylaceae
Product: putative benzoquinone reductase
Exons: 4
Coding region: 403-1026 (207 amino acids)
Molecular function (GO): FMN binding; NAD(P)H dehydrogenase (quinone) activity
Source: RefSeq, a predicted model, not a curated record